CGUGACCGGUUUGGACUAUACAGCGGGCGGCGCUCGCGCCGCCACGGCAGUGCGAUCUCAUCCGCGACGGCGAAUGCAUGUCCCUUUUGCUACCGAUCCGCUUUGUACGCGAGUGCAGUGCUUACGCCUAUUUUUAUGUUAUUUCGCUUUCUUUCGUGUUCCUUUCUUCUGACUGUAAUCUGUGCUUUCUAUCUUGUGCCUGUGCUUUCUUCACGCUUGUUUGUUGUGCUUAAACUGUUUAAUUAUACAUAGUGUGUCUACAACGGACUUAUUAUUUAAACGCCCGGUAGGCACCCUAUACUGGUGACCUCCGAUUUUUGAACUAUAAUACGCAAGUGAAGUUAACGGCAUGUGCGGCGACGAUAAGAAAAAAGACAAUGGUGCCGGCGGGGCUGGUGAUUCGCAGCCGCCAUCGAAUGAUGUGGACUCUAACGGUUCCGUGUUUAAAGUGUCCGUGCGCGCACCGCCAUUUUGGCCCGCGGAGCCCGCUUUGUGGUUUAAACAAAUGGAGGCACAGUUCGAUGUAUCGGGAAUAACGAACGAAUCUACGAAAUAUAAUUACAUAGUGUCGCAGUUGGAACACCAAUAUGUAUUGGAGGUUAAAGAUAUAAUAACAAAUCCUCCAACACUCAAUAGAUAUACGAAAUUAAAAACCGAGCUUAUAUCUAGAUUAUCGGCGUCGCAAGAAAAGCGGGUUUUACAACUAAUGAAGCACGAAGAGCUUGGUGAAAGGAAACCGUCACAGUUUUUGAGACAUUUGAGAACGUUAGCCGGUAAAACUGUAACGGACGACUUUUUGAAAACUGUGUGGUCUAGCCGCUUACCUAGUGGCUUGCAAACUUUAAUAGCCUCCCAAUCAAGUGCCACAUUAGAGGAAUUGGCCGAUUUAGCGGACAAAGUACAUGAUAUUGCACCACAAACGCCCCAGGUAUGUGCUAUAGGCGGAGAUCCUUACGCCAUAGAGAUGGCAAAGCAGAUGGCGAACCUGGCAAGGGAAGUAGCGUCACUGAAAGCUGAUUUUGGAAACCAAGGGCGUCCAUCGAGGUCCGGCUCGCGAAAUAGUUACCGUGGUAGGAGUCGUACGCCAUCUACAGGCGGGCGCAGGGACCGAUCGGCUUCAAAGAGCAGAGAUCCAUCGGUGUGCUGGUACCACAAUAGAUUUGGUGAUAAGUCGACGCGGUGUACCAGGCCUUGCAAUUAUCCGGGGUCGGAAAACUUCGACGGCAGCCGGAAGUAGCGGCUAGCGACUGCCGAUCAAAGCCGAGCCGCCUCUUCGUAGUGGAUAAAAACUCUAAGGUACUGUUCCUAGUUGACACGGGAUCAGAUUUGUGCGUGUUUCCGCGCGCAGCUCUUAGAGGACCGCGUAAGAAGACAAACUACGAGUUAUUUGCAGCAAAUAGCACUGUAAUACCCACUUACGGCUCGAUUCAACUAGAACUCAAUUUAGGACUGCGCCGGGUGUUCAGCUGGAGCUUUGUGGUCGCCGAUGUUUCUAAGCCGAUCAUAGGGUUUGACUUUCUGUACCAUUUUGAUAUUUUGGUUGAUUGCAGAAACCAGCGCCUAAUCGACAACUAUACUACACUCACCGUGAAGGCCUCCGCGCAGCCAGCACCAGAGACCAUAAUGGCCAUUUCUUCAUCCAUACGCCAUUUCCGUCACAUGGUCGAGGCCAGGCCAUUUACCAUCUAUACGGACCAUAAGCCACUGACGUCGGCGUUCACUUCAACGAGAGAGAACUGUUCCCCCAGGCAGUUCCGCUAUUUUGA
Messenger RNA from Cydia splendana, 1766 nucleotides. RefSeq lists its product as uncharacterized. The transcript is spliced from 2 exons. Bases 350 to 1237 code for a protein of 295 amino acids. NCBI's taxonomy places the organism in Eukaryota, Metazoa, Arthropoda, Insecta, Lepidoptera, Tortricidae. The record is from RefSeq and is a predicted model, not a curated record.